AUGUCUGGCCUGGAGGCCCUCGGUGUCGCCGCCAGUAUCAUACAAGUCGCAGACCUAGGCACUAAAUUAUCCGUCAAACUCUUCUCCUUCUACCGACGGGUCAAGAAUGCCAACGACUCUAUCCAGCUCUUGUCCAACGAGAUCGCGCUCGUCAGUGCCAUUUUGCGUGAACUAGGCGACAACCUGAAGGCGGAGGAGUCGUCUAAACUCUGUUCAGAUGAGGCAUUUCGCACUCUAGGCCUUGUCCUAAAUCAGUGUCGGGACGUACUUGGACAGAUCCAGAGAGUGGUUGAUCAUAACGACCAGCCUGGGAAGGGUCGCUUUCAGCAAGUCACUGGAAAGUUUCGGAUAGUACUGCUUGAACCGAGCCUGGAUCAGCUCAAGAUCACCUUAGAAAGGCUAAAGUCGACGAUGCUACUUCUACUUAAUGUGAUUUUGUAUGCGGGUCAGAUUCGAAGGUACGCAUGUCUGUUCCUCCAUUUUAUGAUUCCUUAUUUAUAUUUCAUCAGCAACCAUAUUCCAACCCUAGUCCAAGAGCAGCGUGACUUGCUGCAAAAUCUGUUAGAAAGUCAAACUGAAACCCCAAAAACACGGCAGUCUGAUACGGGCGUGGAAUUUUCUCGAGGUCUCUCGACAGAGACGACACGCAGCAGGUCAUCCCACGCUAGCACUGAUGAGACUUCUGAUGAGAAGUACAAUUCAAAAACCCCCCAGCCGCUCUUAAAGAAUCAAUCUUUACGGGAUUCAAUGGACCACGCGAACAGCAGUGAAGGUCAGAUUGGAGCCCAUAGAGCUACAGAAGGCAAUACAUCCCCUGAGCUGAAGGAAUACAAUGUCCUUAUGCAGAGCAUGCUUGAUGAGAUCGAAUUGUGCAAAAGCAAGCUUGAGAAGAACAGACACUCCCGAAUCAAGAACGGUGUUUUAAAUAUCCACUCCGGAGAAAUCACGCGAUUCCAAAUCGAACAUGGACCCUCGAUUCACAUUGAUCACUCGCUUUUUGCCGUUCUCCAGCCCAACGUCACCAGUCGUUCUCCGUCCCUUGCAGGCUUAUACCACUCAUCACAAUCUACAAAAAUGCCUGUGGACCACUAUCUUGACCCAGACGAAUCGGACUUCUCCGAGACCGACUUGUCCAUCCGUGGCCGGAAAGACCGCACCCCUAUCCAUCGUCGCUCCGUCUCUCGCCAACACCCAGAAACCAAAGAGACCUCCCUGAUGUCGGUGCAGCCACCCUCACGCAUGUCCCACUCGCCUCCAAUGGGCAGACGGCGUUCCUUCGAGCGAACAAGGCCAGCGAGGUUUAUAGUCAACGAGCAGGGGCAGCGCACCGGCAACGGCAGCAAGCCACCACGGGUGCCGCGGAAGGUGUACGAUGACUCGGAUGAGGAAGUAGUGCGCUUGUUACAAUGGAGUGUUGCCAGUAGUCUCUCUCACGAAUCAUCCCCCUCCCCUCGUGACCCAGAGAUUGCCACGGACCAGCGCAUGCUCGAGAGGAGUGACUACCGGAAAGAUAUGGAGAUCUGGAAGAGCCAGCUGGAGAUCGAGCGACUGGAGCGUGAGCUCGAGAAGAUCCGUGAGAAGAGCUCCCCGCCGCGCGAAGUCGUGCUCCUACCCCCAUCUUGUGCGUCCCGCUCGCAGCGUAAGGAAGAGGAGUGGUAUGAGGAUGAGAUGAGUGAACGUCUGCGCCCGGAGCGGCGAUCUGAACGCUCGUUCCGGCGAACGCAAACGGAAUUCGAUUGGCGACUGAAGAAAUUUGAUGAGGCGCAGAUUAUUACAAAAGAAGGGCAGAACGCGGUUCUGGAGGAGGAGAAACCGAAACAGGAACUGGAGAUCGAGAAGGCUGCUGUUCAGGAGUGGAAGCCAGAACAGGCGCAUAUCAAGCGGAAGGAAGGGGGCGCCGCCGACACAGCAGCACCGAUAGCUCCAGAAGUGACCACAUCCCCCAAGGGUAUCUUGAAGCCUCGGCGUGAAAGCUUUUCUGAAGGACCUAAUCCGGUGAGCGAAGGUGUCGCUCCGCUCGAAAAGGUCCAUACCAAGGACAUCUCGCCUGACAACCUGUGGACCGAAUUUGACCCGUUUGUUGAAGGUCUCUCGCUGCCAGGCAAUCUAGAAGACCUGUUAGGGCAGUGGACCACCCUUAACAAGCAAGAGAUUCAGCGUGGCCAGCUGUCGGCAUUUUAG
Penicillium canariense is the source of this 2181-nucleotide messenger RNA. RefSeq lists its product as uncharacterized. The transcript has 3 exons. The record is from RefSeq and is a predicted model, not a curated record. Bases 1 to 2181 code for a protein of 726 amino acids. NCBI's taxonomy places the organism in Eukaryota, Fungi, Ascomycota, Eurotiomycetes, Eurotiales, Aspergillaceae. Gene Ontology annotation, biological process: regulation of DNA-templated transcription.